Messenger RNA from Monomorium pharaonis (pharaoh ant), 2359 nucleotides. RefSeq names its product 28S ribosomal protein S9, mitochondrial (gene mRpS9). Lineage: Eukaryota; Metazoa; Arthropoda; Insecta; Hymenoptera; Formicidae. The record is from RefSeq and is a predicted model, not a curated record. The transcript is spliced from 6 exons. Bases 1686 to 2312 code for a protein of 208 amino acids.
UAUGUAUGUAUGUAUGUAUGUAUGUAUGUAUGUAUGUAUGUAUGUAUGUAUGUAUGUAUGUAUGUACACAUUACCUAUGUAAUUUGCUCAUAAAUACUUUUGUUUCUUUUUGUGAUACAAGAAGAAUGGGGUUACAUGACAACGGCCUGCAGGGGUAUUAGAUUUUAGGAAUGUUCAAUUAUUUCAGGAAUGUUUAAUUAUUUUCGGCGGCUACUAAGUUUAACAGUAAUAUAGUAUUUUAGAAUUUGUAGAUUAAAUAUAUCCUUGAAAACGCAUGUUUCUGUUUGCUAACAGCGCGGAACGCAACAUUUUAAGAGUACAUCUAUGUAUAUUAUAUUAUCAUGCAUUCCUCAUAUUUCAUAAAAUUAGUAAUUUAAGACUUUUGUUUGUACUCAUUGUAACCAUAUUGAAAUCGCUACACAUAUUUAACACAUUAAGAAAAUAUACUGCUUUUUCUAUUUAAAUAGUAAUAAUUAGAUAUAAAUUUUGAUUGAUUAGAAUUUUCUAAUUUUAAGAUUUAUUUUUACUGGAAACGCUUUUGUUAAUGCAAGAAAAGUAAGAUAAUGUUUUAUUAAUGAAAAAGAGAAUUUACAUGAUUGUAAUAUGGUUGCAUUGAGAAAACGGGAGACAGAUGUAUUAUUAAAUAGAGGCUGAAAAUAACUGCUGUUAUUGUGACUUCUAAUGUAAAUUCGUGCAUAUGAAAUACGUGUAUGAUAUAAUUGUAUGAUGCUUCUAUAUGUACAAUUUUUCAUAUAGAAGCUAUUGCCAACAGCAGUAUAAUAGCUUUUUAAUAUUUCAUCCAUAUAUAUUUUUUACUUAUGUGAUAAAUAACUUAAUCUUGUUGGGGCAUUAACAAAUACUGAUUAUUAGUAACUUGUUAAUGGUGCCUGAUUGUUGGUGUUUAUUACUUUAUAUACUUCCAAAAAUUAUGUAAUGAUAAAACUCUCUCGCAUGCUAAUGACCAAUACACCGACUAGUUUGAAAGUCGGAUUAAUUUGCAGACGAUUGAGAAAAGAAUAGUAUGAAUAAAAAAAAGUCAAUAUUUCAGUAAGAUGUACUUUUAUUAUCACUUUUGUUAUUAUGAUGUACAGUGUUGUGAUUUCCUUCCCUUUUUCCUAAAUAAAAUUUUCAAGAAAAUAUGAACUAGGCCAAAAAUAUUAAAUAUUCUAAGUAUCUAUACUUUUCUCUGAGAUUUAUCUAGGAAUUUUUUAUUUGUAUUAUUUAAUUUUAUUGGUAUUAUACAAUACAUAAUCAUCAUUAUACUUUUGACCAAAGCAGUUGCAGCCUGCAGGUUGCAGGUCUCGAUAUUCUUUUGCACGCCCCUGAUAACCCUGAUUUCGAGUACGCUCUCUACGGAACGGACUCUACGCUCUACGGUGUCUACUACUCUCGCAAAUUGUGUAAUUUCACUGUUCACGUGGACUAAUGGGUGCCAAGACUAUCGAGUGAUGCCGAGUAUGUAAAUGUAAUUACAUGCGUUCGACGCACUCAAAAAAGUUGCGAUAUUUCCAUUUUUUCAAGAAUUUCGAAACGUAUCUGCGAAAAUUAACAUUAAUUCUACUUUCAUUUAAUUUGUCUGAUGAAAUCUGUGUAGUUCUCAUUAGUUGAUAAUAGGUUAUGUUAGAUUAAUUAGAAAAACCUACAAAUCGGUUGAGAAAUUCGAUUCUGAUUGACAAUCUGUAAUUAUGGCAGUAUCUGUUUAUAUCCGUUCACACCUUCAACGUUUGAUCGGCGCGAGUAACAACAUUACUGCUUUAUUUUCGGAUACUACGCGACAUUCGAAUUAUAUUAAAUCACGAUGUUAUACAACAUCUAUUGAGGAAAUCAAAGAUGUAGUCCAGAAUAGUACAAAGAAAUCAGAAAAAAAAAUAAGUCGAGCUAUGUUGAUGUAUUUACAACGUACAAAAGAACAUGAUGAAUUCAUGAAGAAAGAGAUUGUAGAAUAUGAAAUAGGAAAAAGACAUUUGGCUAACAUGAUGGGUGAAGAUCCGGAAUGUUUUACACAAGCAGAUAUAGAUAGAUCAAUCCAGUAUCUAUUUCCAUCAGGACUGUUUGAGCCUAAAGCUCGACCAAUAAUGGAACAUCCAGAAAAGAUUUUUCCAAAUAGGAAAGCAGCAGAAUUUGAUGAAUCUGGAAGACCCUUCCACUUUAUGUUUUACACCUCAAAACCGAAUUAUUAUGAAAUACUAUAUCAUAUUGUGAAUAAAAUUAAAUUUUUGAAUGGCAUUGAAGAUUCAUUGAUAAGACAAGGAACAUUACCUAUGGAUAAAAUGUAUGUCAAAUACAUAUUUAAUUUACAUAGAAUAUGUUGAUUUGACAGGUUCCACAUGGUUGCAAAAGGAUGACCUCGAAAACCAAA